AUGGUCGGCGUACUUGUUCAGCAACCAUCGCAUGCACAUGCACCCGCGUUCCGCACAGAUCGUGAUGGCUUGGCCUUUGAAGCACUCUGUGACGACAUCGAGCAUGCAGAUAUCCUAGCCGACAGAGCGAGCAAGCAGGAAGCUCAGAAAGAAGACUUUGCUACAUCAAAGUUUGAUGUUGAUAAGGAUAAGACUCAAUUCCGCCAAUACGAAAGCGCCAGCGACAGAGUUAAGAACUUCUACUUGGAACAGCAUAGCAAGCAAACCGUCGCUUACAACUUGAAGGCACGAAAUGAUUUCCACUCAAAGACACGUGCCAAUAUGUCAAUCUGGGAAGCGAUCGAGCGAUUAAAUACAUUAAUCGAUGAGUCGGACCCUGACACAGAUCUGAGCCAGAUUGAGCACUUGCUACAAUCGGCUGAAGCCAUGCGUCGUGAUGGUUGUCCUCGCUGGAUGCAAAUCACUGGCCUCAUUCACGACCUUGGUAAGCUUCUGUUCUUCUUUGAUGCACAAGGACAGUGGGACGUCGUCGGAGACACAUUCCCCGUGGGCUGUGCCUUCGACGACAAGAUCAUCUAUGGCAACAAGUCCUUCUCUGCCAACCCAGACUUCAACGAUUCUAUCUACGGCACAAAGAAUGGUAUUUACACGCCAGGAUGUGGCCUUGGGAACAUUAUGCUCUCCUGGGGCCAUGAUGAAUAUCUCUAUCAUGUUGUCAAGGAUCAGUCAACCCUCCCUGAUGAGGCACUCGCCAUGAUUAGAUACCAUAGCUUCUAUCCUUGGCAUCAACAGGGUGCUUAUCGGCAAUUCAUGAAUGAACAUGACGAGAAGAUGCUCAAGGCCGUCAAGUGGUUCAAUCCAUACGAUCUCUACAGCAAGAGCGAUGAGAAACCUAAUGCCGAGAAGCUGAAGCCAUACUAUCUGGAGCUCAUCGACGAGUUCUUCCCACAAAAGAUCAUUAGGUGGUAG
Exophiala aquamarina CBS 119918 is the source of this 969-nucleotide messenger RNA. Its product is annotated as inositol oxygenase. Gene Ontology annotation, biological process: inositol catabolic process. Gene Ontology annotation, cellular component: cytoplasm. NCBI's taxonomy places the organism in Eukaryota, Fungi, Ascomycota, Eurotiomycetes, Chaetothyriales, Herpotrichiellaceae. Gene Ontology annotation, molecular function: iron ion binding; inositol oxygenase activity. Bases 1 to 969 code for a protein of 322 amino acids. The record is from RefSeq and is a predicted model, not a curated record. The transcript is spliced from 2 exons.